Colletotrichum siamense is the source of this 498-nucleotide messenger RNA. RefSeq lists its product as uncharacterized. The record is from RefSeq and is a predicted model, not a curated record. Bases 1 to 498 code for a protein of 165 amino acids. The transcript has a single exon. Lineage: Eukaryota; Fungi; Ascomycota; Sordariomycetes; Glomerellales; Glomerellaceae.
AUGCCUUUUCCUGCGCUCGUUACAGGCUUUAGUGUCUGGGCUUCUGGAUCUAUGACUUCCGGGGGCGUCUCUGGAGUCGUGUCCAGCGCAGUCAAUGUAGGCAUCGGCUGUACUACAAAGUCCGACUGCAAGCGCCAGGAGGAUGCUAUUCGCUAUGCACAAAAUAUGGCGCAUGAGAUCGCCGCAGAAGUUGCGGCGGAGAAGCAACAAGACGGCCCCGGCGCAGCUCCUGUUGGUGUCCCUCAGCACAUCUGGGACGACUGCUACAUUGAAGCUCUUGGCUCUCACAUCACAAUCACCGGUCCCAUCGGCGACAAUCACAUCCGUGCUGAAGGAAUGCCACCCACUUGCAUGACCCUCGCCAGGGUUGUUGGGGAUACCGCUGGUCAGGCCAUUCCCAUUCCCUGCGGCUCGGCCUGCAUGGAAUGGACGAACAUGACGCCCGAAUAUUACGAGUUCGUGCGUGGCAUGCUCAAUUCCCAGGUUCUCAGCGCCUGA